ACUUUGACCUUUACUAUCACUCAAUAUUAUCAAUGUUAAAAUUUGAGAAUGAUAACUGUUCAUCUUCCCUAAGAAUGAAUAAACCCACCAAGAAUCUUAUCUUUGUAUUAAGCCAAAUCAACCACAACCAAAACCAAUAAACAUUACUGGAUUACAUUAAUUGAAUCGUUUUGUAUUUUCGUCUCGAUAUUCACUGAAUAAGUAAUCACUAUCAUCAUGGUUCUUGUAAUUCCAAACAAAUUGGAUCCAUCAAUGAUAAAAAAUGUUUACAUUAAUAAACAGAGCGUAGAUUCGCAGGUGAAAACAAUAAUACAAAACAACCCAGUUUACAGCAAAGAAAACUAUACAGCUUGGUUAAUCAAAGCUGUGACACUCAUAGAUCUAACCACACUCUCUGGAGAUGAUACUAAUUCAAACGUUAGAAGACUGUGUAUCAAGGCUGCAAAUCCACUAUCCACAGAUUUAUGCAAACACUUAAAGCUUAAAGAGUGCACUGUGAGAACAGCAGCUGUUUGUGUAUAUCCUAGUCGGGUAAUAGAUGCCUAUUCAACUAUCAAACGAAUGGGGCUCACAAAUGAUCUCAUGAUUGCUUCUGUUGCAACGGGAUUUCCUUCUGGCCUCUAUCCUAUAAACUCAAGACUAGAUGAAAUCAAAGCAGCAGUUUUCAAUGGAGCUACAGAAAUAGAUAUAGUGGUUGAUCGAAGUCUAAUACUCUCAGGCAAAUGGGAAUCAUUAUUUGAUGAGCUGCAGCAAAUGAAAACAGCAUGUGGAAAUGCACAUAUGAAAGUUAUUCUUGGAGUUGGCGAACUUGGAUCUUAUGAAAAUGUAUACAAAGCCUCUAUGGUGUCAAUGUUUGCUGGAGCCAAUUUUAUAAAGACAUCUACAGGAAAAGAAGCUGUGAAUGCUACUCUGCCAGUUGGCCUCGUAAUGUGCCGAGCUAUUCGACGCUUUUAUCAACUAACUGGUAUUAAGGUGGGACUUAAACCAGCUGGUGGUAUCAAAACUGCUGAGGAUGCCGUCAACUGGCUCGUUUUGGUGCACAAUGAGUUGGGUGUGGAAUGGCUUACUCCUAAAUUAUUCCGUAUCGGCGCUUCCAGUUUACUCGAUGUUGUUGAGAAUUAUUUGCAACAAAAUAAUAGUAACUAAUCAAAAAUUUUAUGAAAUCAUAUAUUUUUGUAUGUAAAUUUUUCCUUAUACACAUUAUUGAUACUGUUUAUGGUAGAGUAGCUAGAUACUUUCUGUGAUACCUAUCUGAGGAAAUCGCCAAAUAUUUUAUGAUAUCUUACAAAAUUAUACUAAAUUUAUAUUAAUGUACAUUAAUAUAUUUAGUUAAUACUUUUAAAAUUAUUAUUUAAAUGGAAAACUUAUAUUUUUUAUAAAAAUUUGUAUUGAAAUUGUUAAGUAUAAAUAAUCUAUUUAGAUUAUUAGGAAUCUAUUCAGAUACAUUGUAUAUUGACAAAAGAGGAAGUCAUAUGGGUUAUAAUUAUGGUUAAUGCAUAUAUAUUGUUUUAUAUAAUAAAAUAAAAAGUUCAAAAUCUAACUGAAGUACUUAAUUUUCUUGUACCUAUUUAGUAUUAAAAACUGUGUGUUAUAUAGCUUUUAAUACUAUAUAUUAAGUAUUUAAAGCUAUAUAUUAUAUUAAAAAUUCAACUAUAGAUAUUUAUUAGUCAAAAUCGAUCCGAUAGAUACAAAAAAAUAUUUCGGCUUUUAUUGAUUUCAUUAUGAGCCUCAUAUAUUUUUUUCUAAGGUAUCUCU
Messenger RNA from Galleria mellonella (greater wax moth), 1755 nucleotides. It is a transcript of the gene Dera, whose product is annotated as deoxyribose-phosphate aldolase. NCBI's taxonomy places the organism in Eukaryota, Metazoa, Arthropoda, Insecta, Lepidoptera, Pyralidae. The transcript has 6 exons. Gene Ontology annotation, cellular component: cytoplasm. The record is from RefSeq and is a predicted model, not a curated record. Gene Ontology annotation, biological process: deoxyribonucleotide catabolic process; carbohydrate catabolic process. Gene Ontology annotation, molecular function: deoxyribose-phosphate aldolase activity. Bases 217 to 1146 code for a protein of 309 amino acids.